Molecule: messenger RNA, 973 nt
Organism: Mus caroli (Ryukyu mouse)
Lineage: Eukaryota; Metazoa; Chordata; Mammalia; Rodentia; Muridae
Product: putative olfactory receptor 2W6
Biological process (GO): G protein-coupled receptor signaling pathway
Cellular component (GO): membrane
Molecular function (GO): G protein-coupled receptor activity; olfactory receptor activity
Source: RefSeq, a predicted model, not a curated record
UGCACAGAGCUGAUGAUGUGAAAGAAAGUCAAUGGAGAAGUCCAACGACAGCUCUGAGUAUGGUUUCAUCUUAGAAGGCUUCUCUGAUCGCCCUCGCCUGGAGAUGGUACUCUUCAUAGUAAAUUUUACUCUAUAUUCGAUGGCUGUGCUGGGAAAUAUAACCAUUAUCCUGGUGUGUAUAUUGGACCCUCGGCUUCACACUCCAAUGUACUUCUUUCUGGCAAAUCUUUCAUUUCUGGAUCUCUGCUUCAGUACCAGCUGCAUCCCACAGAUGCUGGUAAACCUCUGGGGCCCAGACAAGACCAUCAGCUAUGCUGGCUGUGUGGUCCAACUUUUCUCCUUUCUGUCGAUUGGCAGUGUAGAGUGCAUCCUUCUGGCUGUCAUGGCUUAUGACCGCUAUGCUGCCGUCUGCAAACCUUUGCACUAUAUGGUCAUUAUGCACCCACAGCUGUGUGUGAGGUUGAUGGCUGUGGCCUGGGGGGUUGGACUCGCCAAUGCCAUCAUCAUGUCACCACUAGCAAUGACCCUGUCCAGAUGUGGCCGCCGGAGAAUUAAUCAUUUCCUUUGUGAACUGCCAGCUCUGAUCAAGAUGGCCUGUGUGGAUGCUCGCCCAGUGGAAAUGUUGUCCUUCACUUUGGCCAUCCUUAUUGUCCUGCUACCCCUUACUCUGAUCCUUGUCUCCUAUGGUUACAUUGCUGCAGCUGUGCUGAGGAUCAAGUCGGCUGCUGGGAGAUGGAAAGCCUUCAACACCUGCAGCUCCCACCUCACUGUGGUCUCCCUGUUCUAUGGAAGUAUCAUCUAUAUGUAUAUGCAGCCUGGAAACAGCUCUUCCCAGGACCAAGGGAAAUUUCUCACUCUCUUCUAUAACUUGGUGACUCCCAUGCUGAAUCCACUCAUUUACACUUUAAGGAACAAGGAAAUGAAAGGGGCACUGAAAAAGGUUUGUGGGAGGCACUGAGGGACAGAAGCAAAC